GUUUGUGACAUUCUGCAAAAAUUACCAGGCUCUUUAAGUGAAUCCUCAGACAGUGAGGCAUAUGUAGAUGCUGCCAUAAGGCUUAUUCAACAGGCAAUCAUUAAGAAUGUCAGUGGACAAUAUUUGGAGGAUGUGAAGAGUCUCCUUAUUGAACUGGAUGAGGAUAUGCAAAGCUCUCCGAGUGUCCCUGCCAGCAUUGUUUACUGACACAUCCACAAAUGCAUCAUUGUCACAAGAUUGCACUGACAUCAACACUGUACCAACCCAAGGAGAUGAUGUGAAAACUUUCACAGAUAAAGUGGAGCAUCUCAUUAAUAUCAGGAACACUCUUGUAGAAGCUGCCAAUGAAUUUGAGGAGCAUUUAGAAGAAGCUGUGACUUUGCGUUUAUCAUGCAUCAAGCGUGAGCUGUAUGAUUUGACCAAGUUGACUGCAAUAAAGUUAACUGCUAAAGACAGUGAGGGAAGCACGAAGACGUCUUCCAUUUCUGAGGACUUGACCACUCAAUUGGAAACGCAGCAGCAGUUUAUACAUGAGUUUAUGGAUAUUACUACCAACAUCAACUUGGACGCUCAGUCAGAAAAGAUGAAAAUUCUCAAAAAUCAGGAGAUGAUGGUCCACAAGAUUCUUGAAGACAAUAAAGAAAAGCUACAUUUUGUUUGCCAAGAGCAUAUGGAAGACAUGAAAAAUGUUUCUAGUCUCUCAGAUGCUAUCAAGUACAGCAGUGAGCUGAUGUUAUCCCUGGAGAAAACCUUAUCAGAUGAAGUGUCAUGGGUGGAGCAACAGUAUAAAGAACUGCUGGAACAAUAUAAUUAUGAGCAAACCCUUCACACACAGUCACGGUCACUCACACUGGAGGAGCUCAAGAACAGGCUCAUUGUCUUGCUCAGAGGCACAGCUACACAGACUGAAUUGGAUGAUCUUAAAUCUCAUCAAAAAUGUGAGUUGAUGAAGCUUCAGGAAGAACACGGUGCUGAGGUUCAACGGCUGGAGAGACAACUGGCAGUGAGGGAUCAGGAGACACUGAUGGCCUUAGAUGAUGAAGUGGAACAGCUUCGUGCUCAAAUUGACCAUGACCUAAAUGUCAGGUCCUGCAUCUCUAACUCAUUGUGCUCUGAGCUUGAGAACAUCAAAAUUCAGGUUACGCAGCUGGAAGAUGCAAAUGAUGAACUUCACAAGAUAAUUGAUCCUGCAACUGAUGUUAACUCUGUCCUCUUCCAGCGGCACUUACAGAGCCUCUACAGUGACAGGGACUGGUACAAGAAAACAGUUGGUCUCCUGUCCCAUGUAACACUGCAGCUGCUGCACUACUACAGUGUAGCAGAAAGCUACACUAACAAGCCUCAAGAUCACAAAGUGAUUAAUGAAAUUAUUGAAGAUCAAUCUGCAAUGCAUCAGCCAGAGUUGUUUAGUGGAAGGGUUUUGGAUCUCUCAUUCUUGUCUGAUUCUAUGCCAGACGAUAGUUAUACUAGUCAGCUGAAUAUGUUUGCAGAGGACACUGCCCUGUCAACAGGACUUAUUUCCAAAACUAUUUAUACUGAUCAAGGUGAUGAGCCAGAACUAGUAAGCAACUCUGGAUCAGUGUUAGAUAGCACAGCCAUGAGUGAAGGAAUGUUAGAUGAUGUAGACAAGGAUGAACAAGUUCGCUCUAUACUCACAAAGUCAUAUCCUCAGUUAAUGUCGAUUCUCAAGGGUCGUUGGGACCGUGUUGUUGUGGAGAAUCUAGAGAAGGAGGUUCAGGAGUUAACAAUUUCACUUCAAGCAUCAGCAGGAAUGUUGAAAAUAUUUUUGCAUUCUGUAUCAUCAGAAAAUCAAGAUCUUUCAUCUCAUACUAUUAGAGAAGUAACACAAGAUGACAGUGUGAAAGAAACAGUCUCUGAUCUGAGUCAGCAUCACCUUAGUGAAACUAUUGAGGCACUGAGUAAAACUCCAGGAGAUGAAGUGCAACCUAAUAAGUCUAUAAGGGAAAGUGAAUCAAGUUGCUCUACAGUUUCACUUAAAAUUCAUAAUGUUAGAAAGAAAUUUAUGAAGAAUCUGAAAGACACUGAAGUGGAUCUACCCUUAAAAGAAGAUGCUUUAGAUGUGACAAGCCAGUCAUCACAGUCAGAAUUAUUUAAAGAGUUGACUCAGCUGGAUCUUGUCAAUCUGUCAGAGAGCCUCACCAUUCUAUUGAGCCAAGAUGAAUCAUUCAUUAACUUCACUAAACUUAAGCACCAGGAACUUAUAGAUGAGGAAAAACUAAAGGAAGUCCUGAAACAAUUAUGUCAAAAUGUCCAGUUUACAGCGUGUCUUCAAAUGAAGCUUCAUCAUGUAGAGGGCUUAUUAAAAGGCCUUGAAGAGGAGAAGAAAACAUUAGAGGAUGAAAAUUGUCGUCUUAAUCACUACAGCAAGAAUCUCGCUAUGGAGCUCCAGGUUGUGAAAGACCAGAUAGAAGAAUUGGAGGCAGUUCAACAGGACCAAGAGGGAGGGACUGCUUGUACCCAGUAUGCAGCAAAAAUGGAAGCUUCAAAGGAUAUUAAAGAAAGAGUACGAGCCACUCUGUCUGCCAAAAAUAAAUCACUAAUGGAUCACACUGAGCUGGUUGCUCGUGUUGGAGACCUUGAAGGAAUCCUUGAGACACUAGUGAGAGAGAAUGAUGCCACUGUUGAAGCUCUCAAGUCUCGGGUCUCAGAUCUUUCCCAGCAGCUAGAAGUGGCAGAUCGACAGCUUCGAUCAUCUCGCCAGUUCCUAGAGGAGCAUGCCAGUGAAAGAGACCAGGAGAUGGAGGACUUAAUGCACACCAAAGACAAACUUGCCAGUCAGCUGCGAGAGAAAGAUGCCUUGCUCGUACAACAUGCUAAUUUAGAGAAGGAGGUGGAGAAUUUAGAGCGACAGUUGCGGGAAAAAUCCCAAGAACUCCAGGAUGCUCUUGCCAGUAAAGAGGAAAUUCAAGUCGAACAUAAAGCUGCUGUUGAUAAGAUUUGGGAUCUGCGUGAAAUUAUCCAGUCCCUUGAGGCUCAGGUGGAUGGGAAGUGUGUUGAGGAAAGUAACCUCAACACCCAGGUUGAAACACUGACAGCAGCACUCAGCCUGGCUCAUCAGGACUCCCAAGAUCUCACUUCUAAGUUAGAGGCUCUUCAGUGUGGAGGAAGUAUACAAGGUGGUGGUCACAGCAGAGAACAGUUGCCCACCCAAGGCCCACGAACAGUUGAGCCUGAAGAGGAGGAGAAUGAUGCUCAACUUACUGGUACUUCUCUGUUUAUGGAACUGAGAGAUGAGUACAGGCAGGGCACAAGAAAUGUGUCUGGUCAAACACUGCUGCAAAUAAUUGAAGAAACUGUUGAGCGGACCACUAGUGGCCUGGAGGCUCUGCAGCUGUCAGUGUCAUCUGCCUCACAGUCUGCUGAAGAUCUCUCAAUCCAAGAUCACUUAGAUGUGCCAUCUUUACAAGAGCGAGAGAAUAACCGUGCCUUAUCACCAGCAUCUGUUGACCGUCGCUUGGAAGACAAACUACUUACACUUGAACGUACAACAGAAGCUGCGGUGAAACGUACUCGAGAUCUAGAAAUGACUUUGAAAAAUCUAAGAGUUGAUCAUGAGGAAGUGACUGCAGAGAGAGAUGUCCUUCAAGAGCACUCAAAGGAGCAACUUGUUCAGAUCUCUAGUCUUGAAGCUCGUCUAGAUGAGAUACGCCGUUCAGAACAUCCCAUGACUGCUGAACUUAGACAGAGGCUUAAUUUUGUUCAAGAAAAUCUUGAAAAGAAGAGAAAUGAGAUAACCAAAAAGGGAAGAGAAAUAGAGGAGCUUAAACAUAAUUUAACAAGUACUCGAGGAAAGUUGAUGUCACGAGAGGAGGAACUUGAACGCAUGCAGUGUGUGUCCCAGCCUCACAGUCUUCCCCUGAGCACUGCUGAUCAACUCCUUACAAAACAAAGACAUUUGGAAGAUGAAUUGGCAACCAAAUAUAUUAUCAUUGAAAAAUUAAAGAAGGAACUUGUAGAUGCAAGUAAGUCAGACACCAUCCCACCAUUACUGGCCCAGAGUCUAAUUGAAGAUAAGAAUGCUGAGAUCAGUGAAUUGUAUCAGCAACUUAGGAAUAUGAAGUCCCGAGUCCAUGAAGUGGUCACGUUUAUUGCUAAUGGCACAAGUCUCGCUGAAUGUAAAAAUAUGCUGCAAAAAAUCAUUGGAGAUGAUAAAUUCAGUCCCAGAUUAAGUGAUGCAGAAGCUCCUGAGGUGUUGAGAAAAACAUUGGUACAAGAUUCAGAUUUGACUUCAUAUUCAAGCUUGACUUCACAUGUGAUAAGUAGUCUGAAGGAAGGACCUUGCCCUUUCAUAAUAUCAAAUAGUAAAAGUGAGGAUGGAGUGUCUUUCAUUACUCAGCCCUCAAGUGGUAACUUGACUCUGAUGUCUCUACAACAUGAAGCUCCUCAUGAAAUAUCAAAGACAUCUUCAUCUCAUACGUCAAUGACGUUCAAGAUACCACCUCUACACAAAGAUGACAGACUUGAAACAUCAUCUCCAUCUGUGGGAGGUGCUGGUACUUCUGCUGACGAGGAGAUCAAAGAAAUGGUUGAAGAAGAGAAAGCAGCUCCUCAUACUUCACCAUUUGAGGAAGGAAUACCUUUUACCAAGGAGGAGUAUGAAAGCCUGUGUUCUGCUAGUGGUGAAGUGACUGUCCUUAGGGCUCAAAUAGAACUUAUGCAGAAGGAAAUAGACAACUUAAAUAAAUAUCAGGCAAAACUGGAGGAGGAUUACAAAGUUGCUCAAGAAAUGUUGGAAGCACGAGAAGAAGAGAUCACACAGUUGUCGGAGGAAAUCGAGGACACUGGGUCUUUGCCUCUGCCCUCACAGACUCUUCACAUGCAAGACAUGUGUUUCAGGCUUGAAGAACAGGUUGUAGAACUACAAGAACGGUUCAAUGAGGCAGCUGCCAUGAACAGAGAAUAUGAAGAAGAAAUUGAGAAGCUUAAUCUCAGAACUAGUCAAUAUGAACAAGAGAUAAAAGAACUUCAAGAAGGCAUUGAAUUACUCAGAAAAGAAGAUAAGCAGAAAGAAGUUCUUCUUCUUGAGAAAGAAACAUCAUUACAAGAGACAAGACGUGAGAUUGACAAAAAUGUUGAUCAACAUAAACAGAAACAGAUGGAGCUUUGUAGAGAAAUGAAAGUUUUACAUGAACAAAUGGAGCAGCUAAAACAGCAACAUGAAGAACAAUCUGCAGCUCUACAGAGGAAGACUGAGGAAGUUGCUCAGCUGUCUGCCCAACUGGAUUUGGUGCAUUCAGAAAUGAAGGAGAGAUUAUCCCACACCAACAAAGAGAUGGCACAGCUGGAGGAACAAUAUCAGCAGGAAAUUUCAGACAUGAAAGAAGAACAGAUACUAAGAGAAAAGCAGUUGUGUAGUGACUAUGAGGAGCGAAUGGCUGCCCAGGUGAGUGACUUAUCAGUGAAACUUGGGAGAGACAAGGAAGAGGCAGUAGCACGCCAGCAGCGUUUUUAUAAAUCUGCUCUUCACGAGGCAAACAGGGAAAAGGAGCGAGUCCAGAUGGAGUUACAAGAACAACGUAGGGCGGUGGAUUUCCAUAAUAGAAGCCAACAAACAUCUCACCUCUUUGACUCAGUUGAUGCACUGAAUGCAGGAGUAAAACUGGAGUUGGACAAAUCAGGUCAGCUGGACAACAGUUUAGUAUCAUUUGUCAAGCAUGGCCAUACUAGGGGUGAUCCUGGAGACCUUUCUACAAGAGCUUCAAGUGCUGUCAGUGACAUAAGUGAUGGUGAUGGACCCAGUGAUAUUGCAGUCAAAGUCCAAAGGCUGAUGAAUAAGGUUGAUAAGGAAGGCAUAGAGAUGCUGACUUUGAUAGAAUUAAUGUUCCUGCAAAAACAUCAGACACAUUUAGACAAUAGUCAGAGGACUCUUAUAAGUCAGAGUGGAUUUAUCGCCACGGGCUCAACUGAAAGUUCCAUUGCUGACAUACAGGAAAGGUCAGCCCAGUCUGUACAAGGUAAAACAGAAGAUGGUGUCACUGUCGGGGAGAGAACACAACUACUUCGUCACAUGGCAGCCCUGGAGGAAGAACUCAGUAAGAAAGAUCAAGAAAUUAAGAGAAAAGUUAAUCUGUUAGAGUUUCGAUUAGAACAAGAGAAGAAGUUGGGAAUCGAAUGGAAAUUGUCCUUUGAGUCUGAAAAGAAGAGGGCACGAGAACUUAUAGAGCAGCUGAGAGAGGAGAAACUUGCCUCAGCGGAUCGGGUCUCAGAAUUAAAAAUUUUACGCUCGCAGUUCUUUGUCCAGAGGCUCGAGCUGCAGAAAAUUCAAGGAGAAAGUAGCAGUGUAAAUGAAACUUUAGAAACUAAUGAAAAAGAAGUCGAGAUGCUGAAGGACGCUCUGCAGGCGGAGCGUAACAACUUCAGCCGCGUCUCAAAAGCUCUCAACCAGCAGCGACACUUGGCAGCUGUGACACGUUCUCAACAAGAUGGUGUCAUCAAGGAUCUCCGUUGUACUCUGGACAGUGAACGGGAAAGAAUUAUGGAUCUUUACACUCAGCUGGCUGAGCUUACUAAUCAACAAGCAAAUAAACAAUGUGAUCGAAGAGGCAUUAUAACAAGAAGAAUGGAGUCUGAGAGAAUUACGUCUGGAGUUAAAGAGACCACCACAGCCAUCACCCCAACUGUUGAGGAUCUCCAGAUGCAGUUGGCUGUAGAAAAGGAGCGUUUUACUGAAUUACAAAGGUCAUAUGAAAGGGAGCGCCGAAAAGUUGUAACCCAAAAUGAGCAGGCACAUGCUGAAAGAGCAUGUGCUAAAGUUGAGCUAAUGGAAGAGCAAGGAAAAUGUGCAGAAUUGACCAAAACGAUUAGGAAUAUGGAAAUGGAAAAGGACACCUUAUUGAGACAGAUGAGCCAAAACCGGGAGCGUUUGCAACACCAAGAAUCACGAAUUCGAGAAAUGGAAGCAGAAAUAAGGAAAUUGGAGGGUGAUUUAAGAGCCCAAGCAGAUGGACAUCAAGCAGCAUCUCACAGAGUUCGGGAAGAAGAUGCACAGCUUCAUAUUAACUAUACACGCUCUUUAAAUAAAUUGGGAGAAGCAGAAGCUGAGCUUUGUACACUACGUCACAAACUAAGAACUGUCACCAAAGACUUAGAAUUGUCCAAAGAGAAAGAAGAACAACUUCAGCAAGAAUUAACCACAGAAAAGAUGGCCAUUAACAGGCUUGGCCUCCCUGCAUUAGCAAGGAUUAAUAAUUUGGAUGAGUAUUUUGAGCUGCAGCUUAAAGAAAAUUUGGAACUUUGCAAAUCUGUGUUACGGUUAACUGAUGAUCGCCAGGCCAUGAGACAGAAAAUUGAUACCCUUGAGAAUACUGUCACGGAUCUCACAGAACAACUUAUUAAAACAAAAGCUGCUGCCAGCAACCACGUAGAUUUUGAAAAAAUGCUCCAGAUGGAACGUUCAGCAUGGGAAAAAGAACGGACAUCACUACAAAAUAUCAUAUCUCGGAAAGAUAUUGAAAUGACAAGAUUGCAGAUAGAAGCAGGAUCCAGAAAUACUCUUCAAAAUGUCAACAAUGCUCAGCUAGAUGAUGAGAGGGUGCAGUACAUGUAUGGAAAAUAUGUACGAAGUGAACAUUGGCGCAAGGCCCUUAUUUGGCAAAAACGAUACUUGCUUGUAGUUAUAAAGGGAUACAGGGACGAUGAACAAGCUACUUUGUCCCGACUACGCAACAUGGCAAGUCAGGUUCAUGGUGCAGUCAGAAAUGAAGCAGUAGAAGCAGCUGAUAAUGCAGUGCAUCCCAAACAUAGAUUCAGGGUUGGAGCUUUGGCAAUGGUUGCAAUCUGUCGAAUGAAGAAUAUGGUUAUAAAGCAUCAGCGGAGAAAACGACUUGGGUCACAGAUUCUCCUCCCAUAUCCACACACAGCCUUAACCAUUCCCUCUACUCCAGAUGCUUCAGAGAGCAGUAGACCAGGAUCAGCUAACCAAGGUGUACUUGGAGGAGGAAUGAGUUAUGUUACUCUUCAGACUCCCCCAACCAAAGGCCCAUCAAAUAAUAUAUGGCCACGACCUUCCUCCUCACGCAGGAAUCUGUUUCUUGAGGAGGAAUCCCCAAGACUAAAUGAAUAUAUUGAAAGGCUUGAUAACAUCCAUUCAGCACUGGGUUUGAAUCCAAAGAACAUUUAAACUUGCUUUAGUGUUUUAUAUGAACGGGGUUAAAUCAAAAUUAAAUUAUCAUCGACAUGAUACUUAUAUAAAGCGAGUCAUUAAACAGGAUACUGUUUCAGUAAUCUGUCUGUUAUUGUGAUCUGUGCCAUUAAUUAGGAUUACUUUAGCCAUUACAAAAUAAAACCAAAGUCAUAAACAGUAAUAUAUAAUUUUUUGUGAAUGUGAUGACAGGUGGUAAAAGCUGUAUCAGGUUGACCACUUUUAUAUGUUUUUUCUUAGAUCUUAACUAAUAUAGAUUCCUUACUUUUCAUUUACAGAAGUACAGUAUCAGAAAUAUAUUCUUGAUUUCUAGCUUUCCUUGUAGCCUCAUUGAAUAGAAAAAUCUUAGUCCAUAUAAAAUUCAUGACUGCACAGUUAUUGUCUUCAGUUCUGUGCUAAGUAACUUUUAAGUUCAUGAUAAUUUGGUGUAGGAAAAGCUAUCAAGUUUUAUAUUUUUUGCUUCAUUGAAAUAUUGGAAUAUCUAUAUAAAUUUUAUUAAUGAUAAUUUUAAAGAGUAAGGAAAGCUCGCACUUGCUGAAGGCAAGAAGCUUUAUAUAAUAUUGUCACAGAGUUGCGAGGAAAAGGACAUAUUAUAUAAUUCCAAGAUCAUAGGUUUAGUAAACAACAUCCAUGCUAGAUGUUGAAGCUGUGGAAGGUGUCUAGGCUUUUCCUCCCUUUUGAUAAAUAUUUAAUAUUGUUGGGAAUUUUAAAGUGGUUACUGAAGAAUCACUUAGUUGUGAUAAUUUUUAUAAAACUUGUAGGAUUUAAAUAAGAAAUUUCAUUAUUGCAACACUUGCACUUUAUAGAAAUUGAUUACACCUGUUUACCAGUAAUUAAUAUAUACCAAACUUAUGUAAACUUUAUGUAGACUACUUUGAACGGUUUACCUUCAUAUAUAUACUUUAAUAAUACGUCAAUAGGAACAUGAAAAAUAGUACAUUUUCAAGGUACAGUAUAAUGUUUAAUGCUGUUUACAAAGGAGGAGAAAACUAAUGUUAGUGCAGUAGUUGAAAAGGUUUGAUUUAGUCCCUGAAAGGGGAACAUAUUUAUGUAAUUUUAUCAGUGAAAGUGCUAAUUGCUUCACUCAUGUCACUGGCAUAUUAGUGUUGCUUUUGAGAUCUUCCAGUUGAUACUUGUACAUUUUAACAGAGGUUUUGCUUACUAUUAUAUAACUUUUUAUAAUGG
Molecule: messenger RNA, 9346 nt
Organism: Homarus americanus (American lobster)
Lineage: Eukaryota; Metazoa; Arthropoda; Malacostraca; Decapoda; Nephropidae
Product: pericentrin-like
Exons: 44
Coding region: 158-8140 (2660 amino acids)
Biological process (GO): signal transduction
Molecular function (GO): molecular adaptor activity
Source: RefSeq, a predicted model, not a curated record